Messenger RNA from Lipotes vexillifer (Yangtze River dolphin), 2087 nucleotides. RefSeq names its product solute carrier family 17 member 7 (gene SLC17A7). Gene Ontology annotation, biological process: neurotransmitter loading into synaptic vesicle; regulation of synapse structure or activity; synaptic transmission, glutamatergic. Gene Ontology annotation, cellular component: synaptic vesicle membrane; excitatory synapse. Gene Ontology annotation, molecular function: L-glutamate transmembrane transporter activity; neurotransmitter transmembrane transporter activity. Lineage: Eukaryota; Metazoa; Chordata; Mammalia; Artiodactyla; Lipotidae. The record is from RefSeq and is a predicted model, not a curated record. Bases 1 to 1683 code for a protein of 560 amino acids. The transcript has 12 exons.
AUGGAGUUCCGCCAGGAGGAGUUUCGGAAGCUGGCGGGUCGUGCCCUCGGGAGGCUGCACCGUCUUCUGGAGAAGCGGCAGGAAGGUGCAGAGACGCUGGAGCUGAGUGCUGAUGGGCGCCCGGUGACGACGCAGACCCGGGACCCGCCGCUCGUGGAUUGCACCUGCUUUGGUCUCCCUCGCCGCUACAUUAUCGCCAUCAUGAGCGGCCUGGGCUUCUGCAUCAGCUUCGGCAUCCGCUGCAACCUGGGCGUGGCCAUUGUCUCCAUGGUCAACAACAGCACGACCCACCGCGGGGGCCACGUGGUGGUGCAGCAAGCUCAGUUCAGCUGGGAUCCAGAGACUGUUGGCCUCAUACACGGCUCCUUUUUCUGGGGCUACAUUGUCACCCAGAUUCCUGGAGGAUUUAUUUGCCAAAAAUUCGCAGCCAACAGGGUUUUUGGCUUUGCUAUUGUGGCUACCUCCACUCUAAACAUGUUGAUCCCCUCGGCUGCCCGUGUCCACUAUGGCUGUGUCAUCUUCGUGAGGAUCCUGCAGGGGUUGGUAGAGGGGGUCACGUACCCCGCCUGCCACGGGAUCUGGAGCAAAUGGGCCCCGCCCUUAGAGCGGAGUCGCCUGGCAACAACAGCCUUUUGCGGUUCCUAUGCUGGGGCAGUGGUCGCGAUGCCUCUCGCCGGGGUCCUGGUGCAGUACUCAGGAUGGAGCUCUGUGUUCUACGUCUACGGCAGCUUCGGGAUAUUCUGGUACCUUUUCUGGCUGCUCGUCUCCUACGAGUCCCCGGCGCUGCACCCUAGCAUUUCCGAGGAGGAGCGCAAGUACAUCGAGGACGCCAUCGGCGAGAGCGCCAAACUCAUGAACCCCGUCACGAAGUUUAACACACCCUGGCGGCGCUUCUUCACGUCCAUGCCAGUUUACGCCAUUAUCGUGGCCAACUUCUGCCGCAGUUGGACGUUCUACUUGCUUCUUAUCUCCCAGCCCGCCUACUUCGAAGAAGUGUUCGGCUUCGAGAUCAGCAAGGUGGGCCUGGUGUCAGCGCUGCCUCACCUGGUCAUGACUAUCAUCGUGCCCAUUGGAGGCCAGAUCGCUGACUUCCUCAGGAGCCGCCGUAUCAUGUCCACCACCAACGUGCGCAAGUUGAUGAACUGUGGGGGCUUUGGCAUGGAAGCCACGCUGCUGCUGGUGGUCGGCUACUCGCACUCCAAGGGCGUGGCCAUCUCCUUCUUGGUCCUCGCAGUGGGCUUCAGCGGCUUCGCCAUCUCUGGCUUCAACGUGAACCACCUGGACAUCGCCCCGCGCUAUGCCAGCAUCCUCAUGGGCAUCUCCAACGGCGUAGGCACGUUGUCCGGCAUGGUGUGCCCCAUCAUCGUGGGUGCCAUGACUAAGCACAAGACUCGGGAGGAGUGGCAGUAUGUGUUCCUCAUUGCCUCCCUGGUGCACUAUGGAGGAGUUAUCUUCUAUGGGGUCUUCGCUUCCGGAGAGAAGCAGCCGUGGGCGGAGCCUGAGGAGAUGAGCGAAGAGAAAUGUGGCUUUGUUGGCCACGACCAGCUGGCUGGCAGUGACGAAAGUGAAAUGGAGGAUGAGGCUGAGCCCCCCGGGGCACCCCCUGCUCCCCCUCCCUCCUAUGGAGCUACACACAGCACAGUUCAACCCCCAAGACCCCCACCCCCUGUCCGGGACUACUGACCAUGUGCCUCCCACUGGAUGGCAGUUUCCAGGACCUCCAUUCCACACAUCUCUGGCCUGAGUGACAGUGUCAAGGAACCCCAGUCCUCUCUGUCCUGCCUCAGGCCUAAGAAGCACUCUCCCUUGUUCCCAGUGCUGUCAAAUCCUCUUCCCCUCCCAAUUGCCUCUCAGGGGUAGUGAAGCUGCAGACUGGCAGUUUCAAGGAUACCCAAAUUCCCCUAAAGGUUCCCUUCUCCACUUUUUCUGCCUCAGUGGUUUCAAAUCUCUCCUUUCAGGGCUUUAUUUGAAUGGACACUUCAAUCUCUCACUCUCUCUUGUGGUUUUGGGCACCUCCCCCUUUCCUUGAACCCCAGGGACUCUCAGGCUAAGCCCUGAGAUUACUCAGCCCCCGCUCCCCUUUCAGA